This is a messenger RNA of Sordaria macrospora k-hell, 2232 nucleotides long. The record is from RefSeq and is a predicted model, not a curated record. Lineage: Eukaryota; Fungi; Ascomycota; Sordariomycetes; Sordariales; Sordariaceae.
AUGUCCGUCAUCGACCAUUCCCCCCACGAUUCCGAUCCUUCACCUCUGGUGGAAACAGCCUCCAACCUCAUCCUCAUCGACAACUAUGAUUCCUUCACCUGGAAUGUCUACCAAUAUCUCGUCCUCGAGGGCGCCAAGGUGACCGUCUUCCGCAACGACCAGAUCACCAUCGACGACCUCAUCGCAAAGAACCCUACCCAGCUCGUCAUCAGCCCUGGUCCCGGUCAUCCCGGUACCGACUCCGGUAUCUCGCGCGAUGCCAUCAAGCACUUUGCCGGCAAGAUCCCCAUCUUCGGUGUGUGCAUGGGUCAGCAGUGCAUCUUCGAUGUCUACGGUGGCGAUGUGAGCUUCGCCGGUGAGAUUCUUCACGGAAAGACCUCUCCUCUUUGCCACGACGGAAAGGGCGCAUAUGCCGGUCUUCCUCAGGAUCUGCCAGUGACGAGAUACCACUCUCUUGCCGGUACUCAUGUCACCCUCCCCGAGUGCUUGGAGGUGACCUCUUGGAUUGCAAAGGAGGAUGGUUCCAAGGGCGUCAUCAUGGGUGUUCGUCACAAGGAGUACACCAUUGAGGGUGUUCAGUUCCACCCGGAGAGCAUUCUGUCCGCUGAGGGUCGUGGCAUGUUCCGGAAUUUCCUUCACAUGCAGGGAGGCACCUGGGCGGAGAACGAGAGACUGCAAAAGGAGACCCGGGCAAAGGCCGCCCGCACAAAGUCCGGCACUUCCACGCCCAAGAAGAGCAACAUCCUUCAAAAGAUCUAUGCCCACCGCAAGGCUGCCGUGGAUGCUCAGAAGCAGAUCCCUUCCCAGAGACUUUCCGACCUCCAAGCUGCUUACAACCUGAGCCUUGCUCCUCCUCAGAUCUCUCUUGUCGACCGUCUUCGCAACUCCCCCUUUGAUGUCGCUCUUUGCGCCGAGAUCAAGAGAGCAUCUCCCUCCAAGGGCGUCUUUGCGCUUGACAUUGACGCCCUUCGCAAGCUCGCAAAGUGGUUCAAGGGCAGCAUCGACGACCUCCGUGCUGUCCGCCAGGUCCUCAACGGCAUGCCUAACCGGCCUGCUGUCCUCCGCAAAGAGUUCAUCUUCGACGAGUACCAGAUCCUCGAAGCCAGACUCGCCGGUGCUGACACUGUCCUUCUUAUCGUCAAGAUGCUCGACUAUGAGCUUCUCGAGCGCCUCUACAAGUACUCCCUUUCUCUCGGUAUGGAGCCCCUAGUCGAGGUCCAGAACACCGAGGAGAUGGCCACGGCUAUCAAGCUCGGCGCCAAGGUUAUCGGCGUCAACAACCGCAACCUCGAGAGCUUCGAAGUCGAUCUCGGCACCACCGGCCGUCUCCGCAGCAUGGUGCCCAACGAUACCUUCCUCUGCGCUCUCAGCGGCAUCAACACCCACCAGGAUGUUCUCGACUGCAAGCGUGACGGCGUCAACGGCAUCCUCGUCGGCGAGGCCAUCAUGCGUGCUCCCGACGCCACCCAGUUCAUCCGUGAGCUCUGCGCCGGCCUGACCGGCCCCGUGCCCAAGUCUGCCGCUGAGCCGCUCCUCGUCAAGAUCUGCGGCACCCGUUCCGCUGAGGCCGCCACGGAAGCCAUCAAGGCCGGUGCCGAUCUCGUCGGCAUGAUCCUCGUACCGGGCACCAAGCGCUGCGUCGACCAUGAAACCGCCCUCUCCAUCUCCCAGGCUGUGCACAUGAGCAAGAAGACCGGAUCCACCGAGGUCUCCUCGCAAGCUUCCAAGUCUGCAAGGGACUUUUUCAAUAUUAACGCCGAGGUCAUCCGCAAGCGGGGACCCCUGUUGGUCGGUGUUUUUAUGAAUCAGCCCAUUGAGGAGGUUCUCGAGAAGCAGCGUCUCUAUGAUCUCGAUAUCGUCCAGCUCCACGGUGAUGAGCCGCUCGAGUGGGCCAACUUUAUCCCAGUGCCCGUCAUCCGCAAGUUCAAGCCCGGUCAGGUCGGUCUUGCCACUCGCGGGUUCCAUGCCGUGCCGCUGCUGGAUUCGGGCGCCGGAUCUGGCGAGAUGCUGAACUUGGAAUCUGUCAAGAAGGAGUUGGAGAAGGAUGAGCAGGUUACCGUCCUGCUUGCGGGUGGACUGGGGCCUAGCAAUGUCGCUGAGACGGUCAAGUCUCUGGGGGCUCUGGCCGAGAGGGUGAUUGGUGUGGAUGUCAGCAGUGGUGUUGAGGAGGGAGGCAAGCAAAGCUUGGAGAAGAUUAGGGAGUUUGUUAAGGCUGCCAAGUCCGUCAGGUAA